Molecule: messenger RNA, 949 nt
Organism: Aphanomyces astaci
Lineage: Eukaryota; Oomycota; Saprolegniomycetes; Saprolegniales; Verrucalvaceae
Exons: 2
Coding region: 54-308 (84 amino acids)
Biological process (GO): transcription elongation by RNA polymerase II
Cellular component (GO): transcription elongation factor complex
Molecular function (GO): RNA polymerase II complex binding
Source: RefSeq, a predicted model, not a curated record
GUUUGGAUUUCUUAGGCACUUCUCUCAACCACCACCAAGGAGGCGACGUCAGGAUGGGUCGCCGCAAGACUUCGACGAAGAAGAUUGUCACGCGCAAGAAGCAAGUCGUCGCGCGAGUGUUCAAGUGUCCGUUCUGUUCCCAUGACGACAGUGUCCAAUGCAAGAUGGACCGCGACCGCAACGUGGGGCAUUUGACGUGUCGGAUCUGCAGUGAAUCGUACCAGAGCAACAUCAAUUAUCUCAGCGAGCCCAUCGACGUGUAUACAGACUGGAUUGACGAAUGCGAAGCCCUUCAUACGAAUCAAUAAACGCCUUAACUCACAGAGUUCUUCUUGGCUUGCUUCGACUCCCUCCGCACUCCCUCGCGGUACCUUUGUUCCUCGCGUCGUUGAAUCCGCGCUUGUAGUAUGCGACUUCGCCGUGUCCAUUCCAUUUCCUUGUCCAAACUCUCGUCGCUCGGACCUCCAGCCGCGGUCUGUUCGUCCAGCGUCAGCUUCAUCUGCUUCAGCGCGCUCUUUUCCUUUCGAAUGCUCACGUCUUCGUCUCGCUGGCGCUCCUUCUCGGCAUCCCGAGCCGCCUUCUUGGCCGCUUUCGCCGCCUCGCGCUCCGCCACCGCCGCGUCCUGUCGCGCCUUCUCGAGUCGAUUCUUCUCUUGCGCAUACUCUAGGAUCGACCGCUGCUGGAGCUCUGCUAGAUGCGCUUCCUCUUGCUUCCGGCGCAGUUCCGCGCCAACGUUUGCCCGUCGCUCCAGUUCCUUGGCCCUAGCAGUUUCUUCCCGCUUGGACGCCGUGGCUUGGUCGUCGUCGUCCUUGUGCAGCGUCAUGGCCACAUGCGUCCGCGCGGCACAGGUGAGAAUGUCCUUGCAGAUGGACUGGAACGCCGUCAUGUCGAUGGGGCCCCUACACAUGCCAUCCAUGGGUUGGUUCAGGCCAGAAUUUGUAGUUCGGAU